This is a messenger RNA of Lentinula edodes (shiitake mushroom), 1506 nucleotides long. RefSeq lists its product as uncharacterized. The transcript has 13 exons. NCBI's taxonomy places the organism in Eukaryota, Fungi, Basidiomycota, Agaricomycetes, Agaricales, Omphalotaceae. The coding region runs from base 307 to 1395 and encodes 362 amino acids. The record is from RefSeq and is a predicted model, not a curated record.
UGACAAGUUUAAUUAAGGCCGAAGCAAUGCCGUUGGGUGAAGCCGUACUUGACGCACGUUCCAAGAAGGCAAUAUAUGGAUAGAUGUAAACAGUGUCUCUGGGCGCUGAGCAUAGAUCAAACACCUAAUUACAGACCAGACAAAGUUUGAUCUACUUCUUCCGUCACUUUGUACCAUCUUCGUUGUGUAAUGCCUGCGGUACCGCAGAUGCCCUAGAUUUCCCCAUCGCCGUUUCUCCGCUGUGAUGGUAUGCUAUAAAAGCUUCAUAUCCGCUCCUGUGACCCCCAUUGUCCGAGCUGUAUCUUCAUGCCUAUUACAUCCAAUGCCGCAGCAGCCACGGCUGCUUAUGAACACUUCAUCAAAUUCAGAAUGCAGUAUUCGAGUCUUGCUAUACUUUAUUAUGACUACGUCCUCACCUUCGCAGACGAAAUCCACUAUAUGUGGCGCCUUCGUUCCUUGACCCAAAUAUCGACGCUGCUCUAUAUCUGCUGUCGUUAUGCUAUUCCAGGAAACUUGAUGUAUCUUCUGGCAAAUGCUGGCGUACUCGGUGGUAUUGACCGCUGUAAUACCUGGUAUAGAAUCAUUGCUGCUUUGAGUGUCAUGGGAAGGGCUUCAGUCAUCACUGUCUUAGGUAUGCGAGCAUAUGCCAUGUGCGCACAAAACAAAUUCGUUCUUCUGGUGUUGUUGCCUCUUGGUCUUUUGAUUCCUAUCCUUGAUAUAAUUCAAAACUUGAACCUAUCGUGUAGUGAUGGUCAAGCCCAUGAUCUGGAUUCUCAAAAAUAUCAACUAGAGGGCAAUUUGUUGUCCAUCAUGAUUCCCAUCUAUGAUUUUAUUGCUGCUACAUUCACUAUCACUCGUGGCAUACAGGCUCUGAAGAAAAUGCCUCGAACCGCCACAUUGCAGGACUCGGUUUAUUACUUGUUGGUUGAACAGGGUAUGAUCUAUUUCAGAGCUAUCUCUGCAAUCACAAUCACGCAAUCCAUUAGUAGCUUCCAUCCCGUCAAUCCUGCAGGAGGAGUGGCAUUCAUUGGCCAAAUUAAUGCAUUUUCUGUGCCGGUUUCUGGACUCUUGAUUGCUCGCUUCCUUCUACGUCUCCGUGCCGCUCAGGAAAAUCUCAAUCCAAGUAGUGGUACACUUCGUACUGCGGGCAUCUGCAGCACAGUCCAAUUUGCAGAUCGUGAUGCUCUUUCUUCAUCAACCACUGGGACAUCCACGUUCAGAGCAGUUGCUGGUGAGAAUGGGGAGGGAAUGCCAACUGAGUCUACCUUUCGUCGGGUCAUUGAUUCUGUCAUGAAUGAAUUUGGAGAUGACCCUGUGGCACGAACAAAGGACAUGCUAGACAUAACAGCGGUUGAGGCCAGUGAUGUUAGCCUAGUAGUAGGGGAUCAGGUUUAAGUAAUUAAUAAGGCCAUGUUUCAGGAUUUAGUGAACUACUCAUAUUUAUGUUUCUGGUAUAUGAAGUUGGAAAGUAUCACUACCCCCACACAAAUAUAGUUCCUUAUGUGU